Aspergillus wentii DTO 134E9 is the source of this 2220-nucleotide messenger RNA. RefSeq lists its product as uncharacterized. The transcript is spliced from 4 exons. The coding region runs from base 446 to 2026 and encodes 526 amino acids. The record is from RefSeq and is a predicted model, not a curated record. Lineage: Eukaryota; Fungi; Ascomycota; Eurotiomycetes; Eurotiales; Aspergillaceae.
CCGCUUCUCUCUAUCAGAUCCCGUGGUCUCCAAAAGGGAUCACACCUUUUCGUUUCUUUUUUUCUUCUAGCCGCUUUUCUUCGGAUUUGGGCCAAGUACAAAGUCACCGCUUCUUCCUGUUCCAUAUCCGACCAAGGACUGCUUUUUUUCUUUCGGAUCUCGAAGCCCUCUUAUUUACCCUGCUGCUCUUCUCUAUGCUUUGACAGUGCCCUUCUAUUUAAGGACUCGUGUGUUGGAUAAAGCAGAUUAGAGUCAUCUUUGGUUUUCACUCGCCUAUCUUCACGAUCAUAAACAAUGGUCAUCAGUGCUUCCCUUUCCGGAACGGGGGCCGUCAAGAGGCCCUCCUCUUCAUUACACGAUGAAUAUGCUGGCUGGGAAACUGCUCCGGUGAGUGAAGACGUCCUAGACCGAGCCGGACGGAGCUGAUCCAAGCGCCAUGUAGUCCAUGGGUGUUCCCAUGCGCUCGUAUCAUCAUAUUUCCCAUCCCCACUACGCCAUGAUCUAUCUGGACAACACGGGCAAAGUCAAGGUCGACGAGUCCGCCUCCAUCCGGGAUCAGAACAUGACUGUCUUUUCCUCAGAGGUUCGCCAAAGGUUCUUGGACGUCCUAGGAGCAAAAAUUGGAUAUCAUCGACCCAUGUUUCGCAGAGGCCCCGGCUUCAGGGAGACAUCAGCUGGCUUUAGCUACGGCGGAUACCAUGAUGACUGGUCUUCUCUUCGUCAGGUCAAGCGCCGCAAGCCCUCUGUCAACGACCAUUCCCUUGACAUGUCUUUUGGCACUCAGUUCUCUGAGCCUAUCCAAGAGCUGCCUCCCUACACCACUACUGACAAGGUUCCCCUUGAGAUUGGUGAUACCGAAAAGGUUCUUGCCUACUAUGAAAGUGCUUUGAAGCACUUCCAGCAGCUCAACUGCCGUCACAUCGCCAAAGCUUUUAUCAAAUUUAUUGAACCUCGCAAGCAGGUUAAGCACCCCUACAAUGGAGGUCGACCACCAGUGGGCUCUGCCCCGGGUGAGAAGGGUGACCCAGAGAAGACCAAGCCUGAGUGGUGGCCAGCGGGUGUGGUGCACAAGGAGCCCGACCACCUCAAGAAAGCUCAACGUCUUCGUCUUUUGAUUCACAUUUUGCGCAAGCUUGGAAAGUACAACAUCACCUCUGAGAAGUUGCAGGAGGUCGCACACGACGCCAAGAGACAGAUCAAGCCUCUGGACAAGCUGGAAAUUCUAGAUGAGAUCUUCAGAGUGAGAAAGUUGGAAGAGCGAUACGAACGGGGUGAAGUUGAUUCCACCCACUUCGCCUACGUCGUCAACAGGGACACGAACCCCAAGCCCGAGAAGGAUAAGGACUCUGACUCUGUUAGUGAGCCGGAUCACAAGUUAGAGAUGGACGAUGAAGACGCAGAAGACGACCUCUUGACAUCAGUGACAUCGGCGGACCACACUGCACCACCCAUGCCCACACCCAUUGACCACAUGUCCAUGGCAGCACCAAGCCGUCCCUUGCCCAUGGGAGGUGAUAGAGCCCCGAUGUUUUCCAUGUCCGAGUCGCUCAGCUUUGGCGACCAACCCAGAGAUCGAUCCUACUUCCCUUCAGAAUACGCUGAUGACUUCUCAACACAAAACCUUCUAAAGACACCAGCCACUUCGACCAUCGUCAGCCCCAACGAACAGCCUGCAGCGUUUGACUAUCUAUCACAGCCAUCCUUCUCUUCAACAACAACCGAAGACUCACUUUCCCACCACCGCCAACCACCUCUACCGGUGCAACAACCAACCAGUCAUUAUGACGCCUGGGCACCAUCCUUCCGACAGAGUGUCUUCGGCUCGGUUGACUACACCCCCAGUCAAGCUCUUGCCCAACCAUCCCUCCACUACCAAAUGCCUGUCACACAUCCACAUGACAUCCCUCACGGUCUUCCCGACCUGUGCCGUACCAAGCCAACCCACCUUGACCCCACUCCCUCUUUCCGCACAGGAUCUUUGAGCCACCCUAAUUUUUUGCACCCGCAUCACGGUAAUUCUGCAUAAUUUUUGGCUUGGCUACCUCUGGAGUAUCGGAGUACGGGAGGGUUGCACAGAGAUGACAUGCAUGACUGUUUAUGAAUGAACGACUGUCGGUCUUGAUAACCGACCGUUUUGCAACCACUGGAGUUUGGACUUGAUCGUUCGCAUAUCGUCUGCAAUCCCUUCAAGGCGUCUACUGCCUCUAUAUUGACUUUUAU